Messenger RNA from Hyposmocoma kahamanoa, 3412 nucleotides. RefSeq names its product homeotic protein antennapedia-like. Gene Ontology annotation, biological process: negative regulation of transcription by RNA polymerase II; anterior/posterior pattern specification. The transcript is spliced from 3 exons. Gene Ontology annotation, cellular component: nucleus. Lineage: Eukaryota; Metazoa; Arthropoda; Insecta; Lepidoptera; Cosmopterigidae. Bases 979 to 1893 code for a protein of 304 amino acids. The record is from RefSeq and is a predicted model, not a curated record. Gene Ontology annotation, molecular function: DNA-binding transcription factor activity, RNA polymerase II-specific; RNA polymerase II cis-regulatory region sequence-specific DNA binding.
ACAUUGCUUUUUUUAAAGUGAUUUGUUAGUAGGUGGUUUUCUACGCUAUAUUUUUUAUUAUUCUGUAUUCAGCUAAUAUGAAUAUUUGCAUAAAAUUUCUUUACAAUAAGAUACGUCUAUCGAUCUUAUUCAUUAAUCCAGUUAUAUAGAUGUUUUUUCAUGUAAAUUUGACAAGUAGAGCUACAUUCUCGCCAAUCGUUCCGGUAUCAACGUCUGGUGCAUCGAACGAUACACGAAGAAACUUUACGACGCCGCACUUGCUCGGAUCGCCCGUGCUGCGGGCAACCCGGUGCCGAUACAAUUCUAUCGCGAGUUGCGAGCGGACCGUUCAAUUAAUCGCUCCGAUUAACGUUGUCUCUCGGACGUCAAUGGUGCUGGAUUACCGAGGGUGGUGGUGUCCUUUUCUGUUGGUCCCAGAUUUAGUGCGGCGCCGCGGCGUGUGGCGUCGCUAGCGGGGGGUGCGGCGUCGCUCGUAAAGCAUCGGUCCGCACAUUCUACUGACGCGCGCCUCGGCGACUACGCGUUGCGUAACACCGCGCCAUAAACAACACGACGUGUUCACCUCCGCACCUGACGAUCGACUACUGCCGGCUAUUUACCCACGUGCGCCACCGCUACACGCAUUACGUAUUGCGCUCAUGCCGCAUCUAAAACGCUGACACGUGACUUGACGGAGUGAAACUCUGGGAACUCUUUCGGAACUGUGAGUUUUGUGAAGAAGUUAUUAGAGAACGGAAUGGCGCGAGCCCGUUUGCCGUCGGCGAGCCGCGGCCGCCCGGCUUAAGAUACGUCGAGGAACCGAUGAGGAGACACCGUCCGUUGUCACUGCGUGAGACGCCAGUGAGAUCGAUCGCUGCCGUGUGGUGAAUGGAAUCCGAAGUGUUUGUGUGGUGAUAGAACUGUGGUAGUGUCGGCCCCAGUGGCCGAGAAUCUGCGACGGAAGAUACGGACGCGAGCCACGCGGGCUGCGGGCCCGCGAUGAGCGCCAACAAUUGCGACAGUAUGACAUAUUUUUCUAACGCAUACAUGCCGGAUAUGAGGAACGGAGGAGGCCAUGAGCACCAGCAAGCUCACGCGCAUUACGGCGCAGUGCCACAGCAAGGGCACGAGAUGGAGGGUUGUGAUCAGCAACUCAGGCCAGCACAGCAUCAUUACCCGGCGCAACCUGCGCCCGGAAUGCCCUACCCUAGGUUUCCGCCUUAUGACCGUUUGGGGUAUUACCAACAAAUGGAUCAGAAUGGUUACCGGCCUGAUAGUCCGUCUCAAAUGGCGCAUAAUAUGGGUCCGAAGUCGGACGGGUAUGGUCCGAAUGGGCAUCAACCACCGGCGCCUGCGGUUUACACGUCUUGCAAGCUACAAGCGGCGGCGGCGACGGCAGGAGGAGUCCCUGGGAGUCCUCCAUUGGAGCAAGCACAGCAGAUGCCGCACCAUAUGCACCCACAGCAGCACAUGGUGCAGCAUGGGGUGCCUGCUCAUCAGCAGCACCUCAUGUACCCAGUGGACGACAUGCAGCAUCAGACGCAGAUGCCGCCCAUGCACCAGCAGUCCAUGCACUCGCAGCAACCACCUCCUCAACAGCCCCCGCCAAAUACCAAUGCGUCGCUGCCUAGUCCACUCUAUCCCUGGAUGCGGAGUCAAUUUGAGAGGAAGCGAGGUCGGCAAACCUACACCCGGUACCAGACGCUCGAGCUAGAGAAGGAGUUCCACUUCAACCGGUACCUGACGCGGAGGAGACGGAUUGAGAUCGCACACGCGCUCUGCCUGACGGAGAGACAGAUAAAGAUCUGGUUCCAAAACCGGCGCAUGAAGUGGAAGAAGGAGAACAAGACCAAAGGCGAGCCUGGGUCCGGCGACGAGCCGGACAACAUGAGUCCGCCCACCUCGCCACAAUAAAGGCCUCCUUUAGCUUAGUUCAUGCGGUCCAGGUGAUGGAUCGAUCGUUUUCAGAUUUCAACCAUCCAUUCCAAAAGAGGUUUAGGUCCAUUAGGUUUCUAAUGUUGAAUUUUCCGUUCAAUCGCUUCAUGAAAUGGUAAAUCUGAAACGACCAAUCUUGAGGCCGAAGUUACUAGAACAGUUUAAUUUGUAUAAAUUGUAUGUUGGACUUUUCAUGAUAAUAUUACAUUAUAACUAAUACGUAACUUAGUGAUUUCGCAUAAAGAGUAAUGAGAGUGUGAUGAAGAGAUUUUUACAGUUGUUAAGUAUAAAUUAAUUUAUAGAACAAUCUCAAUACCAAUAAUUACCAAAAACGCAGUGUAUAUAUGGUAGUAAACUGCAUCGUCAUUGAGAUGACGUGAUUAUAGUUGGAUAAUUUUCAUUUUGGUUUGAAAUUUAUUCAUUCAUUUGGAAUAUUGGUUGUACUUAUAAAUUUUUCACAAAGUGCUACAAAAGCCUCGCGUACUAUUUUUUUUUUUCAUAAUACUACCCAAAUUUCAAAAAAUCUUGUCUGCUUCUAAAUGUUUGUUUUCACUUUUUUAAAUACAUGUAAAUCGGUCAAACUAUUGCUGAAAAACACUUGGUGAAAAAUUUCAAAAAGUUUUUCAAUAAUUUUGUAUCACAAAACCAUAAGGACCUCUUAUAUUUAACCAUUGAUAAGAAGGCAAUUAAUAUCGAUAUUGUUAUUAUUUAAUAUAUUUGAUGUUUUAUUUCUUGUAAGCUAUCAAAACGCUAUUCUGUAAAUACAUACAUGCAAGAUAAUUUUUAGAAUUUAUUAUGUACAAUUGUUUUAGUGUGAAUAAUAUUAAUGAGAUUAAUUUUGAAACAACGAUCAUUUCGCUACUUGAGUUCAUGCAUCGCUGUGUGUUUUAGUUUGAAUCUUCUCUGGUUUCAACUUUACUCUGAUUUCGUAAUUUUGGGAAGGCCAGUUAAUACAAGUGCAAUGUAUACGAUUUUUCGAUGACUCAUAUACGUAAUUAUUACUGAUAUUAAACGUCAUAGGAAAUCUAUUAUUAUUGUAAAAUGUUACGAAAGUAAAGCUUAUAAUUUAGACGAAGACAUUUAAUGUAAACAUAAAUAUUCUUUGAUGAAAUUUCUAUUUCAUGGACAAAUUGAUGUUGUGCCAUUCGAUGGAGAGAAAUCUAAAGACAUCUCGGAUUUGAUGCAUGUGGAUUGCUAAUUUAAUGAAUGGAAUAAAGUUACCUUCAGUUUUGUAUAAGGCAGAGGAACUUAUUUAUCUGUCUUAUUUGAAUCUUCUAAGGAAUGUUUGUAGAGAUACAAGGUUACGUGUACACAGUAUACCAAAGUUAGGAGAUAUACUACUGGUUGUUCAAUGUUUGUAAGGAAGCUUCUUACUAGACGUUCAAAAAUCAUGUCAUCAUUCGGUGUUUCUUAUACAAGUCUCUACGAGACAUUUUAUGAAAAGGUAUUUUUAUAAAAUCAUUGCCUAUGAAAACCAAUAUACGUAAAAAAAUAUCGA